GUGAGUGCCUGGAACUCAAUUUCACACACAGGCACACACACAGGGAGACGGUUCUCUGCUGCAGCUCCCUGCUGGCUUUAGUGGAUUCACAAUCUCUUCCCUUCACUUGUGGUUGGGUCACUUCACAGGAGAGCGAGCCAACGUGCCCUAAGGGGCUCGGAGAAUGGAGGACAGUAUGUGACCGGUGCCUAACUAACCGCUCCGCUUCACUGUCGGCAACAUGCUUCGUCUUCGCCGGAUGAUGGCUUUGUGUUUAAGGUGCUCUCUCCUCGCCAUUCUUCUCCACAUGACGGUGUUUGCGGACGAAGAGGUGGAUAUUACGAAGCCGACAGGACUGCCUGCCAGUAAGGGAAGGUCCUAUUGGUCCUUGUCCAUGUUCCCAUCACUCCCGGCUGCGCCGUCGUUUCCGUUUUCUUCGCUCAACCUGUGGGGAGGGAAGUCACAGACUAAGAAUGUAGGGCCCCAAAGGACCACACCAACAGAGGGACCAACAAAGGGACCGUCAAAGGGACUGAUAAAGCCCAAGAGAAGGAUGGACAACCCAACAGAGAGACCAACAGAGAGACCUACAGAGAGACCAACAGAGAGACCAACAGAGAGACCAACAGAGAGACCAACAGAGAGACCAACAGAGAGACCAACAGAGGGACGAAUGAAGCCUGAGAAUUCAUCGGGACGUUCAGGGUCUGGGGAGGAGAGUAUUUCUAAAACCCCUCAAUCCUCCACCAUCACCUCUUGGACUGAAAAUCACCCCAGCUCCACUGAGAUAAGAAUGGUAACAAACCCACAGACAGUCACUCCUAACAAGAGCACACAAAUAAACACCAAAGAUAUCUUAGAUUCUAUAACCGCUGUCUUAGAUUCCAUAUCCUCUGUUUCUAUGUCACAGGGGGUUUAUAUAUCCUCAGAUAGUCUCACCAGCACAAACACACUGCCACAGACAAUAACACACACACACCUGUCACCAGAAACGGCCCAAACGUUUAGUGUCACCACUAAACCUUUCCCCAAGGAAACAAAGAGCCAAGAUGAACUAGUUUCCAAGAGUGACCCUCUCACAGCCUCUUUCCCACUCCUGACGUCCCCAGAAACCACAGUCCCCACAACCCUGGUCACAACUCCACCAAGGAUCACCGUCAAUCCAACACAGGUGAAGACCACACUGACCAGACAACCCUUUGACUCUGGCACCCCACCCACGUCCCCACAAACCAGGGUCACCACAAGAUGGCUGGCCUCGAUCGUAAGCACCGACAUUGGAGCUAAAGAGGCCACGGUCACCGAAACUCUGAGUUCACCAGACCUGGGUUUUUCCGAGGCCAAAGCCGGGCCUGUGGAGGAACGACCGGGAGCGAACACCACCACGAGAAUAGAGGAUGGAGCAGAGGAUAGAACACCAAGCACAACUCAAAGCCUAAGGGUUAACUCACCAACACCAGGAGGUAACCUUCCUGAUCCUGAAGACUGGCUGUCCGACCCAACAGGCAGUGAAGCCACCUACCUCCCAGACUGCAAUCAGGAACGUUCGGGAAUCUGCAACGUCUCCGACACCUGGGCGCCGGCCACCACCUCUGAUGUCCUCCCCACCGCCAACACCCCCUCCGCCAACCAAUCAAAUAACCCCUUCCUGAUUCCGGCCCGGCCUAUGUUCGUUCCCCUGCACUCUGAUUGGAACAGCGCCAUGGCCGCCUGGGGGUUAGCCUGGGAUGCCCACGUGUACGGUCUGGGCUCCAUCUUUGCCAUGGUGACCCUGGCCUCGGCACUCAACCUGCUGUGCCUGCCCCUGCGCUGCCCUUCCGGCUGUGGCUACUUCGCCCUGGUCAACGUCUUCCUCCUGGCUGCAGGGUGUACCAGGGCUUUCUCCCUCCUCUACGAUGCCUACGGCCACCAGGACCGGCUGCCCUCCACCGAGGCCUCCCUGCUGCUCUACGAAGCCCCGUUCCCCUGCCUGACUGCAGCCUUCGGCCUGGUCUUCCUGCUCCUCUCCAUGCGCUCCAGGAUGCAGCUAUCCUACUCUGCCUUCCAGAGGCCCUGUUUCCUGGCCUGUCUGGUGUUGCUGCACUUCGCUGCAGCUUUCGGUCCCGUCGCACUGCUAAAGCUCUACCAGAGGAGGGCGCCCUUCUGCCUUUUCAUCUCACUUAUCUCCCGGGGAGCGUUUGUGGCGCUGGCUUCUUUUCUAUCUGCCGCCUAUUUUGUGUUCUUCUGCUACGUGCGGGCGGACUCAAAGCACAUUUACCACCUGAAUAACACCUCGCCCACUCCAGCUGAGCGAUACAACCGCUGUCCCUUUGCUGAGAGCAGGGACUGGGACCGUGCGGCUGCGACAGUGUGCCUUUCGGCUCUGUUCUGCCUGGCAUGCACCGGGCUGCAGCUGUACGCCAUGCUCCACGCUCUGGGGCUGGCCGGAGGGGCAGAGGGCUUCUGCCCCUGGCCUUGGUGGACCUUCCAGCUCAGCUGCAGGGUUUGUGAGGCCGGGGUUUGUCUCACCCUAGCCCUGGUGGUGUCCCAGCCGAUCUACUGCUCCGACCACCUUCCCCAGCCUGGAAGCUGCUGGACGGAGCUGCUGGCAAUCAAGUCGCCCAUUAUGCCGGGAACCUACCAGUGGACCCUGAGCCAGCAGGAGAAGCUGGCCAUCUGCGACAUUGGGCACGGGGAGACUGAGUGCCUGCCCCUCUACACGCUGAUGGAUGAAAGGCUAGGUAGCAGCUUGAAUGGCCUGGACCUCCUGUACCACAGCAACCGGGCCUUGGCUUACAGAGACCUGGACCUGAAUUUGGAUCUGACUGGCUCCAGCAAGCCCGAGGACAGGGGAGGUGGAGUGGCGUCCGGGGGUUCCUCCUUCACCAGCGACUCCACGGCUGACCUGCGGCCGCCAUCGCCCAUCAACCUACGCCGUAGUAUUGACGAGGCGCUCUUCAGCGAGGACCUCUUUCCCAUAAGCCUCUUCAGCCCAUCCAUAGCUUUUUGCUGCAGUGACCUGUCACUUAACAUCCCCUACUCCAAGUCCACCCUGCCCAAUGGUGGCCAGGUGCUUCGAGGGACCCUCUCAGCCGACCCAGGCCUGUACCGGACGACCUCCUGUGUGGAGAUGGUCCCCCCGCCCCCAACCCCUCUACCAAACCACCCCCUGGCGGGCAACACCAUCCUGGGUGCUGCACCAUCUCCCUCCCUGUCCUCCAACUCCCCAGAUCGCUGGACGGGAAGUUCCUCCUCCUGCUCCCUGUACAGACCCUCCCUAAGGGGGUCCUCUCUGGUCCUCUACUCCAGGCCAGAGGGGCACGCCCAACCUCCAUCCCUAGGCGGUAGCUCAGGCUGCAUCACAGCCUCCAGCCACCAGGGCUCACACCUACAGAUACACUAUUGCACACUAGGGUCAGCCUCACAGGAGAGUCUUGACCUAGAGUCUGAAGCGGACCGGUCCGUACAAGAGGAGUUCAUCAAUGUCUGCAGACAGAUUGAUGCGAUGAGCAUCUGCAGUGAGACAAUUGACCUGUAGGCAGAGCUCUCAACAGUCAACGGCUAAAGACUGAGGACUGGACUGAAAUAAGGUGUUGUGAAGAAGAUUUCAAGAUGGCGUCGCGAUUUGUAAGGAGCAACAAGCGGUUUGAUUAAUUAGGCUAGCCUUCAUUGUCAAGAAAGGUAAAAUAGUGCCAAAUGUUUGAGUAAAUGAACUGAGAGCGUUUGUUUGAGAAUGUUGACAAGAGUAUUUUAAUUGCCACAGAAUGCCACAAGCCAAUGAGAAAUGUGACUUUUUUUUCACAUUUGCUAUUGGAUGAUGAAGUUUGAUACGUUACUAAAAGUUGUGGGUUUUCCUGUGCAUUUCAAGAAGGAAACAGUAAAGCAAACUACAUUUGUACAAAAGUUUUGCAUUCGAAUAAAUAAUACUGUGAUUGAAAUAAGCACUUAAUAAACAAGACUACUGAAAUCUUA
Coregonus clupeaformis (lake whitefish) is the source of this 3930-nucleotide messenger RNA. Its product is annotated as proline-rich transmembrane protein 4. The record is from RefSeq and is a predicted model, not a curated record. Bases 221 to 3496 code for a protein of 1091 amino acids. Lineage: Eukaryota; Metazoa; Chordata; Actinopteri; Salmoniformes; Salmonidae. The transcript has 3 exons.